AUGACUACAGGAACUAAUGGUGCUCGGCGCAUAGCGUCGCUGAUGCGCCCAUCAAGACUCGACUCUGCCGUGUGUCGAAGCUGUCAAGAGACAUUGGGCCGUCGCAAUUAUGCCUCUGCUGCCACCGAAUCUACAUCUGCAUCCUCCAUUCCUUCUCCUUCCACAUCUUCCGUGAACCCCGUCUACACCAUCAACGCCGGCGUCGUUCUCUCCCGCCCUCCCCAGAUCACCCGCGACCUGGAGCCCUUUGAGAAAGCAUUCUAUUUCUACCAGAAGCGUUUGAACGAGCGUCUCGCCCUCCCCUUUACCAAAUACUUUUACUUCAAGCGCGGUACCCCACUAGACGAGGACUGGAAGAAGAAGAUUCAAGAGCGCCUCACUCCUGCGCGCGAUAUCGGAAAGUACAACGCGUACGCCAAUGAUGCAUGGAACGACGAGUUGCUUCUUGGUGCCAAGGAGUCAGAGCCCGAGCACCAGGUCGAGAUGCUGUUGCAGGAUGCCGAGUCGACCGCCAAUGCGACUUCCCAGGAUACCAGCAAGAAGGAAGAGAUCCCGCGGCCACACUCGCGCGUGACCGAGGCCGACAAGAAGGGCGAUUACAAGAGUCUGAACCGUCUGUUGUCCAGAACUUUGUACCUGCUGGUUCAGUCGAAGGAGGGAUACUGGAAGUUCCCUAGCUCUCCGGUGGAAGUGGACGAGACUCUUCGUCAGGCCGCCGAACGUACCCUGGCCCAGUCUGCCGGUGUCAACAUGAACACCUGGAUGGUCGGCUUCCACCCCGCCGGUCACCACGUCUACAACAACCGCAAACCCCAGAUUGAUGAGGCUACCGGUGUCUCGUCCCACGGCGAGAAGACCUUCUUCAUCAAGGCCCGUAUCAUGGCCGGUCAGGCCGACCUGUCUAACAGUUUGCAGAAGCUGAAGGACUUCAAGUGGGUGUCAAAGGACGAGCUCCCGCAGUUCGUGACGCAGAAAUACUACAGCUCCGUCAAGAACAUGCUCGCUGAUCGUUAA
Penicillium odoratum is the source of this 1014-nucleotide messenger RNA. Its product is annotated as mitochondrial 54S ribosomal protein mL46. Gene Ontology annotation, molecular function: structural constituent of ribosome. Bases 1 to 1014 code for a protein of 337 amino acids. Gene Ontology annotation, cellular component: mitochondrial large ribosomal subunit. The transcript is spliced from 3 exons. NCBI's taxonomy places the organism in Eukaryota, Fungi, Ascomycota, Eurotiomycetes, Eurotiales, Aspergillaceae. The record is from RefSeq and is a predicted model, not a curated record.